Messenger RNA from Nothobranchius furzeri (turquoise killifish), 2502 nucleotides. RefSeq lists its product as uncharacterized. Gene Ontology annotation, biological process: negative regulation of receptor recycling; positive regulation of T cell receptor signaling pathway. Lineage: Eukaryota; Metazoa; Chordata; Actinopteri; Cyprinodontiformes; Nothobranchiidae. Gene Ontology annotation, cellular component: T cell receptor complex. The record is from RefSeq and is a predicted model, not a curated record.
GAGUACCCCUCGGUGGCAAUGAGACACCCUCCCUCAAAAUGAGGUUACACUGCUUCCUGUUUGUAACUGAAAAGCAGGCAGUUUUCAAAGCACCCUCAAAGCAAAGAGGUAGCGCAAGGCAGGGGUAAAAAUAGACUACAGUGCAGCACACCUCUCUCAUGGAACACAGUUAUGCCCUGUAGCCUGAGAAUAAUUGCGUCAGACGACCUGUUCAGUUCAAGACAACUGGAAAAUGCUCCUCCAAGAUGCCACAGUACCUCUUGUCCUGCUGUCCCUGGCCUUGCUUAUCUCUGUGUGCCUGAAUGUCAUCUUCUUCCUUCGACAACGCAGCACUUUCUGCAAAAACACCUGCUGCCACACAAACGCCUCGGAAAGAGAUUUGUACAGAGACAAUACGACUCUGACGUUAAUCAUCGAGAGGAGCAGGAAUCUCCCCGUAAUCAUCACGAACGACAAGAAAAUCCAAUCUAUGGCAACAUCAACACAGAUCGGCGAGGUUCUGCAGAGGAUUGCUACGAGAUGAUGACCUUACAACGUACGAGAGAGAGUACGAAGCCUUCAGAGUCUGACUUGAAUUACGCCUCACUCAAUCUCAAGAUGGCAAAGAAACGCAAGAAGCAUCGUCACACGCAAGGCCAGGCACAAGGACGGAACAAGCACCAGGACCAGAAGCCGGACCACGGCACACCUCCGGUGAAUUCUUUUCUGGAGUUAGACGCAGACGUGGACGCUCAUCUUCCUCCCAGAGACAUCAGCACCAUGAUUUCAUACAACAGCAUCUAUCUGAACAGCCAGCAGAUUGCACAGGAAGCUGUGGAACUAGAACGGGAGAGGACCAUGAACAUGGGGAUGGAUAUUUUAGGAUGGGAAGGCAUAAACCAGUGUGAUGAUGAUGAAGGCAGGAGGUGGGAGGAAGGGCAACACAGUGAGGAGAGGAAAGAUGAUGGCAGUGAUGGGAAUGCGUGUGUGCUGCACAUAGAGGCAGAAACCUCGGCUGAUGCCGAAUAAAAAUGUAAAAUAUUUGAAUAGUUGCAGAUUUUUUAAAGUGUGUUUGGAGGACGGUUUUUGGACGUCAUGUAUUUGAAGAAAGUAGUUAACUGAACAUUUUCGGUGUGGAGAUUACAGCCGUGUUUCCAAUGUUGAAGUUCCAGGAAAUUUCUGGGAGAGGGAAAGUGACGACGACGAAUACAAUUACUGUCCUCUCAGCGAAGGAAUUUGCUAUGAUGUCAGCAAGCACGUUGUAAUUUAAUCCUUUUAGGGGAGCGAUAGAAAGGUUGUGUGAUGAAAUUUAUAAAUAUUCUUAAUUUAUAUUCAGGUUUAGCUUUGCAGCGUUGCGCAAUUUCCUUUUUGAUGCAAAGUGUUUUUUCAAAGACUAAAUAUUGAGCAACAGAAACAUGCCGUUGUUCCUUGCAGAGAAGAGGUGGCAAGAAAAGUGUGUGGAAAUCAAUAAAGGAAACUAUGCGUGUGUGUGUGUGUGUAUGUGUGUGUGUGCAUGUGUGUGACAUUUAGAGCUCAAGAGCCACGUAGAAAUGUUUAAAGAAUUCUUUUGAAACAGGGAAAGCAUCAAGUCACCAGAGGUCAUGGAGGAACCUUGACUCUUUUGAUGUCUCAUAAUCAUCCAACAGCAGAUGUCUCAUGAAAAGGUGCAAAGGAAAAAGAGACUGCUUCUGUUCUUUAGAGUCUAGUAGGCGUUAGUUGUCAGAAUACCUCCACUUUCCCCUGCACUUGUAAAUCUGUUUCUGAACCCUGUGAAGACAAAGGAUUAUAAUAAAACAAAUAAUAAUACAGAACGUAAAAAAAACACAACAAUUUAAAAGCUGAGUCUAAAUUAAACGUAAGCACUAUUUCAAUUCCUCCCUGUGGGAAAGGCUGUCACAUUGUUCUGAAUUGUUGAAAUAAUUCACGUCAAAGUUAUAAUCGAGGUCAUUAUGUUUAUAAUCUAUGAGCUAACACUCCGUCUGUUUAAAUGAACAUUCUCGUCUUUGUAAUCUGCGGGAUAAUUUACUGCCCAGAUGUCUGCUGACAGAACCGGGCUCUGAUGUUAACUCAGCAGCCUUCAGCGGGCUGUUUGUUGACAGGUUUCCAAAAGCUGACAAUGACCUACUUCCCCUUUUAUGGAUGGAAUUUUGGCUCGAAACAUUUUGGAUGUGAUGUUGGUAUUGUAUAGAGAGAGGUAAAAAAAAAAAUUCCCUCACAAGAAAAAAAAGUCCCAUCACACACUCAGGGAAAAAAUUAAAGGUUCAAAACAGUGACUCAUUAGCAGCUUUCUGUAACUUAUGUGUGCGUGUGUGUGUGUGCAUGUCAUUCCCAACAUGUUUUCCAAGCUUUGACCCCUUAAAGCUUCCAGGUUGAGUAUCAGUAUUAGUACCUUCAUCAUAAACCAGUCAUCUCCAGUUUUGUUCAUGUUUACUGCUCUCUGCUGGAGGAACUGGGGGUGAGGGAUAUUUUAUGAUUGUAAUGUUAUUAUAUUGUUACAUAAUUAAAUAAAAUGAAUUAUUUAGC